CAAAAUUUUUAAAAAACAUCUUUUUUUUUUUUUCUAAGAAAAAAAAAAAUACAACAACAGCUUUCACCCUUCAUAAUUAUAUGAAUAUUGCGUUCAAUUUAAUUACUUCCGGUCUUUUGGCAUUUGAUAAAACAUAUAUCGACAACAUCUUAAUCAAGUAACAACACAUCUUUUUAAUAAUAAUCAUACUUUACAUAUAAACAAUGGCUACAUCAUUUGGUCUUACCGCUCCCCCAGCAACUUCCUCUCGUGGUGGUUCUGCUGUCAAGGUCUCUGAAGAAAUCUUGGCUCAUGUUCCUCUUGUUGACGUCAAAAAGGUUCUCAUCGUUGGAUCCGGUGGUCUUUCUAUCGGUCAAGCUGGUGAAUUCGAUUACUCUGGUUCCCAAGCAAUCAAGGCGUUAAAAGAAUCUGGCAUUCAAACUAUCUUGGUUAACCCCAACAUCGCCACUAUCCAAACCUCUCACACAUUAGCAGAUAAAGUCUAUUUCUUGCCUGUCACUUGUGAAUAUGUCUCCAACAUUUUAGAACGUGAGCGUCCAGACGGUAUUCUCUUGACCUUUGGUGGUCAAACCGCUUUAAAUUGUGGUAUCGAAUUAGAUCGUUCAGGUAUUCUCAAGAGAUUAAACAUUAAAGUCCUCGGUACACCUAUCCAAACCCUCAUCACCUCUGAGGAUCGUGAUUUGUUCGUCAAAGCUUUAAACGAAAUCGAUAUUCCCGUCGCUCAAUCCACAGCUGUGGAUAGUGUAGAUGAAGCUUUAAAGGCCGCUGCUGUGAUUGGUUAUCCAGUCAUUGUUCGUUGUGCUUUUGCUUUAGGUGGUCUUGGUUCAGGUUUUGCAGAUAACGAAACUCAGUUACGUACAUUGGCCACCAAAUCAUUGGCUCUUGUUCCUCAACUCUUGGUUGAGCGUUCCAUGAAGGGUUGGAAGGAAGUUGAAUAUGAAGUCAUGCGUGAUGCUGCUAAUAACUGUAUUACUAUCUGUAACAUGGAGAACUUUGAUCCUCUUGGUGUUCAUACUGGUGAAUCCAUUGUGGUUGCUCCCUCUCAAACAUUAUCUGAUGAAGAAUACCAUAUGCUUCGUACUGCUGCCAUUAAAAUCAUUCGUCACUUGGGUGUCGUGGGUGAGUGUAACGUUCAAUAUGCGUUAAACCCUAGAAGUUUAGAAUACAAGGUUAUUGAAGUCAAUGCUCGUCUCUCUCGUUCUUCUGCUCUUGCUUCCAAGGCUACCGGUUACCCUCUUGCCUUUAUUGCUGCCAAGAUUGGUCUCGGUCAUACUUUACCCAGUCUUCAAAAUGCCGUCACUAAAACCACGACCGCUUGUUUCGAACCUUCGCUUGAUUAUGUCGUCACCAAGAUUCCUCGUUGGGAUCUUGCCAAGUUUCAAUACGUCGAUCGUCACAUUGGUUCUGCCAUGAAAUCGGUUGGUGAAGUCAUGGCUGUGGGUCGUACCUUUGAAGAGAGUUUACAAAAGGCGAUUCGUCAAGUCGAUCCUGGAUUCCAGGGCUUUGAUUGUCUCCCCCAAGAGUUUGAAGAUGUGGAUGAUGUCUUGCGUGACCCUACCGAUCAACGUUUGUUUGCUUUAGGUCAAGUGAUGUUGAACAAGGAUCAAGCUAUCCGUGAAAAAUACACGGUUGAACAUUUAAACAAAUUAACCAACAUUGAUAAGUGGUUCCUUUACAAGUUGAAAAAGAUUGCUGAUAUUCAAUUGGGUUUGAUCGAUCAAGCUGGUGUUCCCUUGGAAGAUUUACCUACCGAUUUGAUCAAGAAUGCCAAGAAGUCUGGUUUCUCUGAUAGCAAGAUUGCUUCCUUGAUUGGAUCUCAAGAAUUACAAGUACGUGCUAUGCGUAAGUCCUUGGGUAUUAUUCCCAAUGUCAAGCGUAUUGAUACUGUUGCUGCUGAAUUCCCUGCUCAAACCAAUUACUUGUAUACCACCUACAACGCUUCCACGAACGAUGUCACCUUUGAUGAUCAAGGCACCAUGGUUUUGGGUUCUGGUGUUUAUCGUAUUGGUUCUUCUGUCGAAUUCGAUUGGUGUGCUGUCUCUUGUUCUCGUGGUUUACGUGCAUUGGGUGAAAAGACAGUGAUGGUCAACUACAACCCUGAAACUGUCUCUACCGAUUUCGAUGAAUGUGAUCGUUUGUAUUUCGAAGAACUUUCGUUUGAACGUGUGAUGGAUAUUGCUGAAUUAGAGUCUGCUAAGGGUGUUGUUGUGAGUGUGGGUGGACAAUUGCCUCAAAAUAUUGCCUUAAAGUUACAUCAAAACAAAUUAAAUGUGUUGGGUACCUCCCCUCUCAUGAUUGAUGCCGCUGAGGAUCGUUUCCAAUUCAGUAAGAUGUUGGAUAAGAUUGGUGUUGAUCAACCUGCUUGGAAGGAAUUAACGAGUGUUGAAGCUGCUUUUGAGUUUGCUCAAGAUGUGGGUUACCCUGUUCUUGUUCGUCCCUCUUAUGUUCUUUCUGGUGCUGCUAUGAACGUUGCUUAUACACCCGAGGCUCUUCGUCAUAACUUGACUGAUGCUACUAACGUCUCACCUCUUCACCCCGUUGUCAUUACUAAAUUCAUUGAAAACGCACAAGAGAUUGAUGUUGAUUCUGUUGCUAGUGAAGGUGUUGUCUUGACCCAUGCUGUCUCUGAGCACGUUGAAAAUGCUGGUGUUCACUCUGGUGAUGCUAGUUUGAUCUUGCCUCCUCGUGAUUUAACCAAGAACACGAUGGAUCGUCUCAAGGAAAUUGCUGAUAAGGUCGCUCAUGCGUUUGAAAUCACGGGUCCCUUUAAUAUGCAAAUUAUCAAGCAAGAGAUUCCUGGUCAAUUGGAACCUAACUUGAAGGUCAUCGAAUGUAACUUACGUGCUUCUCGUUCUUUCCCCUUUGUUUCCAAGGUACUGGGUGUCAACUUUAUUGAUGUUGCUACCCGUGCUCUUGCCAAGAAGGAAGUUCCCCAACCUGUCAAUUUGAUGGCUAAGGAUUACCCUUACCAAGCUAUCAAGGUACCUCAAUUCUCUUGGACUCGUCUUGCAGGUGCUGAUCCUUUCUUGGGUGUGGAGAUGGCCUCUACUGGAGAAGUAGCUUGUUUCGGUAAAGACAAGUAUCAAGCUUUCUGGGCCGCUAUUCAAUCUACCCAAAACUUCCGUAUCCCUCAACGUGGAGAAGGUGUAUUGAUUGGUGGAGAUGAAGUGACGGAUAAGAAGGAUUAUAUCCAUGUAGCCAAGACCUUCCAUAACGAGUUGGGUCAUCCUAUCUUUGUACCUACCCAACAAGACAAGACCUUUUUGGAAGCGAACGGUGUACCUUGUGUGUGUUUACCUAUUGCCUCUUGUGCUGAAGAUAAACGUGUGUUGAACAAACUCUUCAAGGACAAUGAUAUUGAUUUCGUGGUUCAUUUAGCCAAGAUUCGUGCUCCCGAUCAAUUGGAUGAAGGUUAUGUCUGUCGUCGUGCAGCUGUUGAUUUCGGUAUUCCUCUCUUGAACGAUAGUAAGGUAGCUGCACUCUUUGUGGACUCUUGUGUUCGUUAUAGAACCGAUCGUCCUCAUACUGCUUCUGAAAUUCCCGAUGAGGUUAAGGCUUGGAGUGAAUACGUUGAUGCUAAAAUCUAAAUUUAGACCAUUUUUUUUAUUUUCUGUAUAUAUAAUUGUUUUU
Mucor mucedo is the source of this 3630-nucleotide messenger RNA. RefSeq names its product large subunit of carbamoyl-phosphate synthase. The transcript is spliced from 3 exons. Gene Ontology annotation, molecular function: metal ion binding; ATP binding; dihydroorotase activity. The coding region runs from base 204 to 3587 and encodes 1127 amino acids. NCBI's taxonomy places the organism in Eukaryota, Fungi, Mucoromycota, Mucoromycetes, Mucorales, Mucoraceae. Gene Ontology annotation, biological process: 'de novo' pyrimidine nucleobase biosynthetic process; L-citrulline biosynthetic process; UTP biosynthetic process. Gene Ontology annotation, cellular component: cytoplasm; cytosol. The record is from RefSeq and is a predicted model, not a curated record.